This is a messenger RNA of Colius striatus (speckled mousebird), 1779 nucleotides long. RefSeq names its product pleckstrin homology and FYVE domain containing 1 (gene PLEKHF1). Gene Ontology annotation, molecular function: phosphatidylinositol binding; metal ion binding. Lineage: Eukaryota; Metazoa; Chordata; Aves; Coliiformes; Coliidae. The record is from RefSeq and is a predicted model, not a curated record. Bases 139 to 948 code for a protein of 269 amino acids. The transcript is spliced from 2 exons.
GAGGCGGCGGGGCUUCGGCGCGGGGCGGUGGGAGCGCAGCCCGGCCGGGCGCCGGAGCGGAGUCGCCUGCUGCGGGCCGGCCGGCCGCGGAGCGCUGGCUGGAGGCGGCUGGCCCCUUCCGCCGAGAGUGAGCUGGAGAUGGUGGACCACCUUGCAAACACCGAGAUCAACAGCCAGCGCAUUGCUGCUGUGGAAAACUGCUUUGGGGCUUCUGGGCAGCCCUUAGCCGUGCCAGGAAGGGUCCUUCUAGGAGAAGGGAUUUUAACCAAAGAAUGCCGCAAGAAACCAAAGCCUCGCAUAUUCUUCCUGUUCAAUGACAUCCUUGUCUAUGGCAGCAUAGUCAUCAACAAGAGGAAGUACAAUUCCCAGCACAUCAUUCCUCUUGAAGAUGUCACUUUGGAGACGCUGCCAGACACCUUGCAGAUGAAGAACCGGUGGAUGAUUAAAACCUCCAAGAAGUCCUUCGUGGUUUCCGCGGCCUCCCUCACAGAGAGGAAGGAGUGGAUCAGCCAUCUGGAGGAGUGCAUCAGGCACCUGCUGAGCAAGACAGGCCGGCAGCCUUCCAGGGAGCACGCGGCCCCCUGGAUCCCUGACAAGGCCACGGACAUCUGCAUGCGCUGCACACAGACCAAGUUCUCCACGCUCACCCGGAGGCACCACUGCCGCAAGUGCGGCUUCGUCGUCUGCGCAGACUGCUCCCGGCAGCGCUUCCUGAUGCCCAGGCUGUCCCCCAAGCCCCUGCGUGUCUGCAGCCUGUGCUACAGGCAGCUGCUGGCAGAUGAGAAGAAGGAAGCAGAGGCAGAAAGGAGGCGGCCAGAGCCGGCCCCGGGCUAUGAACCCUCCAGUGGCGACGACAGCGACAAGUCUGAUGAUGACAAAGCCGAGCAGUGGCCAGCAGACACAGAGUUUUAUACCUCAGAGGUAUCCUGGUCAUCUUUCCAUAGCUGACAUUUAGACAUUGGGAAGACAACCUCUGGCCUCCAGCAUGUGUCCUUCUUGAUACUUUGUCUGAAGGCUGUGCCUGGGAAGGUGGAUAUUGUCCCCUGUGUGUGGUGUCUGCGUGGGGAGCAGAGGUGGGGUUACCUCUCUGAGAACGUGCUCAUGUGACAUGAGCACAGGGAGCAGCAGCUCAGUGAAGAGCGUGGACUGGGGCAGACCUGUGGAUCAGUCUUGGCCAAACUCCUCAGUGCCUUAGUCUUGUCUGCCCGGGGAAGACUUGUUAAAAGUCUUGAAAAAUCCAGGAAAAUGCUCCAAACUAACAUCCUGUGAUCUUAGUUUCUACUUCUGAGCAGGAGCCCAAGGCAUUGAGUGGGCUCACCCCAUGUCUCUCAGUGUCAUGAGUCCAAAGUUAGUCCUUUGUUUACUUCCAGGAUUGGAGCCUCAGACUUCACACUUGAGAUAAAAUUGUUAGAAAUAAACGCAUGUUUAUUCAAAUAUUCUACCAUAUUACGUGACAGUAAAUAUACUGAAAAUCAGACAACAGCAAUUGUUUUGCAGCAGAUAUUUCUACAAACUCUGUUGUUACUUUUAGUAUAUUUUUAUAUUGUGUAUUUUAUGCUCUGGAAAAGGAACGUGGCUGGGAGUACACUGCCAAAGUUAUAAACCAUGACCAGUUCCAACAGUGCAUUGCCUGCCAGAUGGCCAGACUUAAGGUUUUUUAAAUUUCAAUUCAAAGUAAUCAUUCUUUGGGUCUUUUGUAAACUGCCUCUGUUCCAAUGAAUUUGUAUCACUUGACUGUGUGUGAAUAAAGAUAUGGCCAACAGGAAGAGGCCAGGAAAA